Cydia amplana is the source of this 970-nucleotide messenger RNA. RefSeq names its product achaete-scute complex protein T3-like (gene Ash3). The transcript has a single exon. The coding region runs from base 207 to 881 and encodes 224 amino acids. NCBI's taxonomy places the organism in Eukaryota, Metazoa, Arthropoda, Insecta, Lepidoptera, Tortricidae. The record is from RefSeq and is a predicted model, not a curated record. Gene Ontology annotation, molecular function: RNA polymerase II transcription regulatory region sequence-specific DNA binding; protein dimerization activity; DNA-binding transcription factor activity, RNA polymerase II-specific. Gene Ontology annotation, biological process: regulation of transcription by RNA polymerase II; developmental process.
GUAAGAAAAAACUAUAAUAAAUCUUCGUAGGGGAGUGAGGGGUCCCAAACCAUUUUUUUGGCCAAGGUGCGCCCAUAUAAAGCGGCGCAGGGGCUCAAAGCAGUCAUUCACUUGAUCGCUCGCCGAACUAUCGAAGCUCCGAUAACUUCCAAACUUACCUGUUCCGUGUGUUCACGCUGUACGCUACGGUUUAGCAUCACUUUAACAUGGUCCACGAAUUUCAAAAAAAAGUUGCGGAUUACGGCCUCUACUCUUCAUACAUCAAGACCGAAACACCAAAAAUGAUACGCAUCGCACCAGCGCCGGAGCUGAACUAUUCAAAUGUGGAUAUGCAAGAUAUUGAACCAAAAAAGUAUAACUAUAAAAACAACCCACACUCAGGCGCUCAGGCUGCUUCAAUUGCGCGAAGAAACGCCAGGGAAAGGAAUCGAGUGAAGCAAGUGAACGAUGGAUUUAAUGCGCUGCGGAAGAGACUGCCAGCUGCCGUUAUAGCUGCUCUGUCGGGCGGGGCACGCCGUGGUUCCGGAAAGAAACUAAGCAAAGUGGACACGCUCAGAAUGGUGGUCGAAUACAUUAAGCACUUGCAACAAAUUCUGGAUGAAAGCGACGUCACUUUGGGUAUCAAAAGAGAUACGCCAACUACUUGUAUGGAGCUACCCUACGAGGUUGAUGAAGGUAUUUUUGCGGGUCGUAACUCACCAUAUUCAGAGUCAGUGCCAUCACCAGCCGGGUCGGAUUGCUCUUCGGGUGUGUCGUCAUCGUAUUCUGGCAACGCUCCGUGUUCUGAGUACACCGCGCACCAUCAUCACGCCAUAGAACAAUUAAGUCCAAUGGAAGAGGAUGAUCUGCUUGACGCAAUUACCUGGUGGCAACAAAAGUAAAGUUUCUUUAUUGUUAAAAUAGAUAAUCAGAUCUAGUCAUAUAUGUAAGGAAUAAUGUAUAAUUAUUUAUUAAUGUAAAUAAUAAGGCU